Molecule: messenger RNA, 531 nt
Organism: Naegleria lovaniensis
Lineage: Eukaryota; Heterolobosea; Eutetramitea; Acrasida; Naegleriidae
Exons: 1
Coding region: 1-531 (176 amino acids)
Source: RefSeq, a predicted model, not a curated record
AUGUUCCCAAAGCCUCUCUUCCAUGUUGUGUGGCAAAAGCACUUCAAUUCACUCCUGACAAGAUGUAAAAAGGGCACACCCUUUUCAUACUCUCUCCUCAAGAACCUGGUCACCUCUACUCAAACAAGGUCAUUCAGUAAGCACUCAACUCGCUUUAAAGACCAACCACCCAAAGUUACGACCACUACCUCUUCGGCAGAGUUCACAAUCGAAUCCACCUCAUUACCACACACCAUUUGUAGUCAGUGUGGAAGAGCCACUUCUUUUUCAAAUGAAAAAACUCAACAACAACUUCAAGAGUCAUCCACCCCGUCCUUCACUGACGCUACAGUGUUAGCCAAAUAUUUGGGAAGAAAAGCAGCGAGAGAGCUUGUCAUGAAUGAGCCAGAUAAACAACGACGAUUUUAUUUGAAAUUGGCAUCCUUGUUAGUUUGUGGAUCUUUAUGUGCGUAUGCAAUGAUGUUCUAUCCAGACCGAAUGUUGUUUGUGAUUGGAACCUUCGUCUUGGUGGCAAUGUCUUUUGGUGCAUAA